AUGACCACUCAGGUAUUCCGUGCCGCCAUCAUCCAAACUCCUCAACGAGACAAAGAUCUGCUUUCAGUCAAGGCUGACGGAAGUGAAGAUCUGUACCGCCAGAGUGGCGACCCCUGCAACGUCACCAUCGGAGGCGUUAUGCUUGAAAAGACGAGCGCUGAACACGAUGAAGCGGCGCUGGCUGUUUAUAAAGCCCUCAAGGAUGCUGAUACUCGGCGAUGUCCACUUCACUCGCCCUCUCACACCAUCACAGUCGAAGAGUUUUGCCAGACCGAGCAAGAUAAGGAGGAAACAAACAGCGAAGGUUACAAGGCACGCGUCCUUAUGGCGCAUGACCAAGAGUGUGCCUUCUCAACAUUGUUCGAGGACAGGCGCCAGGGGAUCAUUCGAUUCCUCUUACUGCUUGCGUUUGCUUACGUGCUUGACGAACCGGUCGGCGGUGCUAUGAAGCUCACCAUGUACCAAGAAUCGCAACUCAAGUUGGCGUUGCUCAGAGCUGGGUGUGCUAGUUACUUCUAA
Molecule: messenger RNA, 519 nt
Organism: Fusarium venenatum
Lineage: Eukaryota; Fungi; Ascomycota; Sordariomycetes; Hypocreales; Nectriaceae
Source: RefSeq, a predicted model, not a curated record